Messenger RNA from Eublepharis macularius, 2640 nucleotides. RefSeq names its product kelch like family member 26 (gene KLHL26). Gene Ontology annotation, molecular function: protein binding. Lineage: Eukaryota; Metazoa; Chordata; Lepidosauria; Squamata; Eublepharidae. The coding region runs from base 15 to 1847 and encodes 610 amino acids. The record is from RefSeq and is a predicted model, not a curated record. The transcript is spliced from 3 exons.
GAAGGGGAAGGAAGAUGGCGGAGUCCGGCGGGGCCGAAGCCUUCGCCUCAGAGCGGCCGCCGACGCCCAGUAGCAGCUGCAGCAUGGCAGAUAAGAACAGCGCCUUGAAAUGCACUUUCUCUGCUCCUGGCCACAGCGCCACCCUCCUGCAGGGCCUGGCCUCGCUCCGCGCACAGGCGCAGUUACUCGAUGUCAUGCUGACCAUCAACAAUGAAGUAUUCCAGGUUCACAAAGUGGUUUUGGCUGCCUGCAGCGAUUAUUUCAGAGCGAUGUUCACUGGUGGCAUGAGAGAAGCCACCCAGGAUGUCAUUGAGUUGAAAGGCGUGACUGCCAAAGGCCUGAAGCAUAUCAUUGAGUUUGCUUACAGUGCUGAAGUGACCCUUGACCUCGACUGCAUCCAGGAUGUGCUCGGAGCCGCUGUCUUCCUGCAGAUGGUGCCUGUGGUAGAGCUUUGUGAAGAGUUCCUGAAGUCCGCCAUGAGUGUUGAGACGUGCCUCAAUAUUGGGCAAAUGGCCACCACAUUCAGCUUGGCCUCCUUGAAAGAGUCAGUGGAUGCUUUCACUUUCCGGCAUUUCCUGCAGAUUUCCGAGGAGGAAGACUUCCUUCACCUGCCUUUGGAACGCCUCGUCUUUUUCCUCCAGAGUAAUAAACUCAAGACUUGCAGCGAGAUCGACCUCUUUCGGGCUGCCAUCCGCUGGCUACAGUAUGACCAGUCACGCCGCAGGAACGCUAGCCAGGUUCUCUGCCAUAUCCGCUUCCCUCUUAUGAAAUCGUCAGAGCUGGUGGACAAUGUCCAGACGUUGGACAUCAUGGUGGAGGAUGUCUUGUGUCGGCAGUACCUCUUGGAAGCCUUCAACUACCAGAUCCUGCCUUUCCGGCAGCAUGAGAUGCAAUCGCCCCGAACCGUCAUUCGCUCAGAUGUCCUUUCCCUCAUCACCUUUGGCGGAACACCCUACACGGACAAUGACCGGACCGUGAGCAGAAAAGUUUAUUAUUUACCCGACAGCAGCAUGCGUCAAUUCAAGGAUCUGACGGAAAUGGAGGUGGGGAGCAGUCACACGUGUGUGGCUGUGCUGGAUAAUUUUGUUUAUGUGGUCGGGGGGCAACACCUGCAGUACCGGAGUGGCGAGGGGGCCGUUGACAUCUGCUACCGCUAUGACCCCCACUUGAACCAGUGGCUGCGUAUCCAGCCCAUGCAAGAGAGCAGGAUUCAGUUCCAACUGAACGUUUUGUAUGGGGUGGUCUAUGCCACAGGUGGCCGGAACCGGUCCGGGAGCUUGGCGUCUGUCGAGAAGUAUUGCCCCAAAAGUAACGAGUGGUCCUAUGUUUGCUCACUCAAGCGCCGGACGUGGGGUCACGCUGGGGCCACGGUUGGAGGCAAGUUGUAUAUAUCGGGUGGGUAUGGGAUAUCCGUGGAAGACAAAAAGGCUUUGCAUUGCUAUGAUCCGGCUGCUGACCAAUGGGAGUUCAAAACUCCGAUGAAUGAACCCCGUGUCCUACAUGCCAUGGUCAGCGCCAACAGCAGGAUCUAUGCCCUUGGAGGCCGCAUGGACCACGUAGACCGUUGCUUUGAUGUGUUGGCAGUAGAAUAUUACAUGCCUGAAACCAAUCAAUGGACGACGGUCAGCCCGAUGCGGGCAGGGCAGUCAGAGGCUGGCUGUUGCUUGCUGGAGAAGAAGAUCUACAUUGUGGGGGGUUACAACUGGCACCUUAACAAUGUCACUAGCAUUGUCCAGGUGUACAACACUGAGACAGAUGAGUGGGAGCGGGACCUUCAUUUCCCGGAAUCUUUUGCUGGCAUUGCUUGUGCGCCCGUGAUUCUGCCGCAGACCACAGCCCGGAGGUGACCAAGACUUUCCGAGACAUUGCACGUCAUUGAGAUGUAGAUGCUUCCCUUCUGUUGCUUUGCAAAAUAAAGUCCAUUUGAGGCAGACUGACCAAGCCCAACUGCGUUCUAGCGGCACGUUCCGUCUGCGCUGAGAUAGGAGACCUUCCUAAGGAAGACUGACAUGAGGAUAGGGGAGGGAUAGCGCUCUCCAUCAAUCCUCUGCCUUCGUCCCGUCUCUUGCAGAUGCUUACAAAAGAAAGAGCUGCUUUUUGUAAAUGAGAAAUCGUUUAGACGCACCUUAAAGCAUUGUUACCUAUAAGCCCCGGCAGCUGACUUCAAACUGGGAAGCCCAGGCUUUCACCAGCGCCAUCAGAAGAAGGGGGCAGGGUGGGAUGGUUAGGAGAUGAGGAGAUGUGUGAUUUCUUGGUUUGGCUUUUUUUGUGAUAAGCACAUUUAUGUGCAGUGUGGCUUCCAGAGGGAGGGGUGCACGGUACCUCCCUGACUCAAUUGUAAUGGAGCCACAGACAGCAAAAGGCCACUCCAAGGGCCUUUACUGUUGCCCAUGAUUUCACAAACAGCUUCAGCACUCUUCGCAGCACUCCAGCUUGGGCACACCUUCAGCAUUCCGAUGCCAGGUUCCAACCCGUACUUCUUGGGGUGUCCCUGUCCCCCCUCCCCUUGAGCUCCUGGUGGUGCGUCACCUGCCGUUGCUGGGCAGGCCAGUGGCUGGCUGCCUUGUGAUUGCCUCCACUCACCACCCCUGUGGUCCAUGCCCUUGCAGGGCUCUCUGCCUUGGCUGGCUUUCCUCUCUC